AUGUCGAUGGUCAAAUCUCUCGAGUCGCACCAAGACCUCAAAAGCUUUAUCGACCGAUUCGAUAACUUCCUGUUCGACUGUGAUGGCGUAAUUUGGCACGGAGAAGAGCUCAUCAAAGGUGUUCGGACAGCCUUGGAACUCCUGCGAAAGUCGAAUAAGAAACUGAUCUUCGUCACCAACAAUGCAACCAAGAGCCGGGAAGCGUUUAAAGCUAAAUUCGAUCGACUCGGUAUUCAAGCUGACCUAGAUGAAAUCUUUGGCUCAGCUUAUGCAACUGCACUUUACCUCAAACGGAUCUUGAAAUUUCCUGACCAUAAGAAAGUAUACGUAAUCGGCGAGAAGGGUCUUGAAGAUGAAUUGGCAAGCGAAAACUUAAGAUUUUGUGGGGGCACUGACCCAGCCGAUAACGAGUUUAUUGACCUGAUGGAUUUUUCCUCCAUUCAGACUGAUCGAGAAGUGGGUGCUGUGAUGUGUGGAUUUGACAUGCACAUCAACUAUAAAAAACUUGCAAAGGCACAUCGGUAUUUGCAUGAAAAUCCGGACUGCCAUUUCAUUUUGACAAACGACGAUUCCACCUUUCCUACUGACGGUUCACUCUUUCCUGGCUCCGGCGCUAUUUCAGCCCCACUGAGAUACGCCAUGCUGGGCAAAAAGGAUCCGAUUGUCGUGGGUAAACCCAACCAACCCAUGCUGGAUUGCAUCCUAGAAAAACAUAAGCUUGACCCAUCUAGGAGCUGUAUGAUUGGUGAUCGAUUGGAUACAGAUAUCGCUUUCGGAAUUAACGGCGGUCUUUCCACCCUCUUGGUCUUAACAGGCGUCGUCACUAGAGCUGACAUAAGCGAGACCGCUGCAAAGAUUUUGCCAGAGUAUGUCAUCGACAGUUUGGGCGACUUUGCGGUAUUGUCACCUUGA
Puccinia triticina is the source of this 912-nucleotide messenger RNA. RefSeq lists its product as uncharacterized. The transcript has 6 exons. The record is from RefSeq and is a predicted model, not a curated record. Lineage: Eukaryota; Fungi; Basidiomycota; Pucciniomycetes; Pucciniales; Pucciniaceae. Bases 1 to 912 code for a protein of 303 amino acids. Gene Ontology annotation, molecular function: alkaline phosphatase activity; phosphoglycolate phosphatase activity.